Messenger RNA from Cannabis sativa, 2105 nucleotides. Its product is annotated as wax ester synthase/diacylglycerol acyltransferase 11. The record is from RefSeq and is a predicted model, not a curated record. The transcript is spliced from 7 exons. Gene Ontology annotation, biological process: triglyceride biosynthetic process. Bases 223 to 1869 code for a protein of 548 amino acids. NCBI's taxonomy places the organism in Eukaryota, Viridiplantae, Streptophyta, Magnoliopsida, Rosales, Cannabaceae. Gene Ontology annotation, cellular component: plasma membrane. Gene Ontology annotation, molecular function: long-chain-alcohol O-fatty-acyltransferase activity; diacylglycerol O-acyltransferase activity.
AAAGUUCAAUGGAAAAAAUUACUAAUUAACCGUUGGCCACCUAACAUGUACCCUGUACAAUUUGAAAAAGUAAAAUAAAAUAAAAUAUAACGUUUGGACAUAUUUUUUGAAAAAUACCAUCCAUAUUCCAUCUCUCUCUCUCUAUAUAUAUCACAUAUAAUAUAAUGAAUCCAUAAUAAACAUUAAUUUAUAUAUACAUAUAGUUGCUGAUGAAAUUAAGCAAUGGAAUCUGAACAUGAAAACGGUACCCUGAUCAGAUCAAGAAAUCAAGCCCUGAAACCUAUUCAAACCACGAAUAUAUUAAAAAGAAGGGGAAAUGAUGAUGAUAAUAUUAAGAUGAAGAGCACAUUCUUGGCCGAGCAGGAUAUGAUGUCAAUGAUGGCCGAGAAAGAUGAGCCAGUAAGUCCAGCAGGCCGUUUUUUCAACGAACAAAACUUCACUGUUCAUAUCUUAGCCAUUCUCGGCUGCAAGACAAAGAUUUUCCCAGAUGUUUUCAAACAAGGAUUACUCCAUACUCUUCUCAAGCACCCUCGCUUCUCUAGUUUGAUGGUGAAUGAGGGUGGAAAUCUGAAAUGGGUGAGAACAAAUGUUGAUAUUGAUAAGCACGUGAUAAUUGCUGACAUGGGUGAUGAUGAUGGAGUUUUGGCAGAAAAGUUUGUUGAAGAUUACAUCUAUGAUCUAACGAAAACAAGUUUGGACAAGUCUAAACCGUUAUGGGAGGUUCACAUAAUCAACCAGAAAACCGCAGAGGCAGAAGGUGGUUUGUUCGUUUUCAAGAUUCAUCAUUCCAUGGGGGACGGCAUGUCACUCGUCUCCCUUCUCCUUGCCUGUACUCGCCCAAUAACCGACCCUAACACUGUUCCUACACUUCCUAUUCCAAAGCACAAACAAAAUUACAAUCAUCAUAAUCAAGAUUCAUGUAAUAAUAAGAGCAGUGGCGGUUUCAUCACGAGCUCGUUGCGGUGGUCCAUGGGCGUUUUAUGGCUUCUUCAAUUGUUUUGGAAUACUUUAGUUGAUAUUUUCUUGUUUUUGGCAACUGGGUUUUUCUUAAGAGAUUCUCAGACGCCGAUUAGGGCUCCUCCAUUUGGACUGAGUAGCAGUCCUCGCCGGAUUAUUUUUCGAAGCUUUAGCUUGGAUGAUUUUAAGUUGGUGAAGAAUGCUACGUAUUCGACUAUAAAUGAUGUUGCAUUGGGAGUUACACAAGCUGGUUUAUCUAGAUAUCUCAACAGAAGAUACGGCGAGAAUAAGAAUAAUAAAGAUGAAGGGGAUUCGAGUAGGGGCACCGUUAAUAAUCUUCCCAAUAAUAUCCGACUCAGAUCAGUAUUGGUUGUUAAUAUUAGACCAUCCCCAGGAAUUCAGGAUUUAGCUGAUAUGAUGGAAAAAAACGGUGAAGCAGAGUGGGGAAACAAAUUAGGAUAUGUUCUAAUCCCACUGACCAUUGAUUUGAAGGAAGAUCCUUUGGAUUAUAUACGCCAAGUCAAACUUCAAAUUGACCGAAAGAAGCACUCCCUUGAAGCUCUUUCUACUUCCUAUAUUUCAGCUUUAGUUUUUCUUCUUUUUGGCAUCAAGAGAAUGGCUAUUUUCUUUCACAAAAUUGUGUCGGGUGCAACAAUGGCGUUCUCGAAUAUAGUGGGUCCAACUCAGGAAAUUGGACUUUACGGUCACAACUUAGCUUUCCUUGCCGCAACUUCUUAUGGCCAACCACAUGAGUUGAUGGUUAACUUUCAAAGUUACAUGAAGAAGAUCACCAUUGUUUUAACAGUGGACGAAGAGAGAAUACCGGAUCCUCACCAGCUAUGUAAUGACAUUGAAGACUCUCUCAAGCUUAUAAAAGAUACCAUUAUAGAGAGAGGACUUAGUGUCAAAUAGUACUUAAAGAAUAUCAUCCAUGUUUUUUAUAUAUCAUUUAGAAAAUCAACACUCUUUCAUUGAUAUUAUUAAUUAUUCUGUAUACUAUAUAACAUGAUGCAAAUGCAGUGUUAACUGUGAAUUUAUAUCAUUCAUAUAUUUAUAUUGAUAUGGCAAAAUAAGCUCUACCCUGAAAAAAAUAGUUUUAAUUUUCAAAAAUGUAAUUUUCAAUUUGAGUUAAUUUUCCUUUUUUCCCA